Molecule: messenger RNA, 1641 nt
Organism: Emys orbicularis (European pond turtle)
Lineage: Eukaryota; Metazoa; Chordata; Testudines; Emydidae
Product: deoxyribodipyrimidine photo-lyase-like
Exons: 9
Coding region: 1-1641 (546 amino acids)
Biological process (GO): photoreactive repair
Molecular function (GO): deoxyribodipyrimidine photo-lyase activity
Source: RefSeq, a predicted model, not a curated record
AUGUCUCAGAAGAGCAGGAACCGGCAGGCCCGUGGCGGGGAGGAGAUCAGCGGGGAUGCAGCGAGGCCUGGAGCUGCCGCAGCACCCCGGGGCCAGCUGAAAGGCAAACGCAAGAUCCUGGCAGAGCCCAGUGGGGCGGAGGUGUUGACCGUGGAGAAGAGGAGGAAGGAAGGGGAGGUGGCAGAGGGGGGAGGAGCUGGGAGCCUGGGGGAAGCCGUGAGGCAGGCGAGGCUGCAGGUUGCCCCCUCUGUGCAGGACUUCAAGUACAACAAGAAGCGAGUGCGCCUGGUCUCGCAGGGCUCCGACCUCAAGGAUGCCGCCCAGGGCGUUGUGUACUGGAUGUCUCGAGAUCAGAGGGUGCAAGAUAACUGGGCUUUCCUGUACGCCCAGCGCCUGGCCCUGAAGCAGCAGCUCCCUCUGCACGUCUGCUUCUGCCUGGUGCCCAAGUUCCUGGAGGCCACCAUCCGUCACUUCGGCUUCAUGCUGAAAGGCCUGCAAGAAGUGGCCGAGGAGUGCCAGGAGCUGGACAUCCCCUUCCACCUGCUCAUCGGCUUUGCCAAGGACGUGCUGCCUGCCUUCGUGACGGGCCGUGGCCUCGGCGGAGUGGUGACAGACUUCUCCCCGCUCCGCGUCCCCAUGCAGUGGGUGGAAGACGUCAAGGAGAGGCUCCCGGGAGAUGUGCCGUUUGUACAGGUUGAUGCUCACAACAUUGUCCCGUGCUGGGUUGCCUCAGACAAGCAGGAGUACGGAGCCAGGACAAUUCGACGGAAGAUCCAUGAUCAGCUCUCGGAGUUCCUCACGGAAUUCCCUCCCGUCAUCAAGCACCCGUACCCGUCCACAGCCCCGGCAGAGCCCAUAGACUGGAACGCCUGCCGCGCCAGCCUGCAGGUGGACUGCUCGGUGAAGGAGGUGACGUGGGCGACGCCGGGGACGGCCGCGGGGCUGGCCGUGCUGGAGUCAUUCAUAGGUGAGCGGCUGAAAUCCUUCGGCACCGACCGGAACAACCCGAACAGGGCAGCGCUCAGCAACCUCUCGCCGUGGUUCCACUUCGGCCAGGUCUCCGUCCAGCGGGCCAUCCUGGAGGUGCAGAAAUACCGCAGUAAAUACAAGGAGUCGGUGGAUGGGUUCAUCGAGGAGGCUGUGAUCCGCAGGGAGCUGGCCGACAACUUCUGCUACUACAACAGGAACUACGACAAGGUGGAAGGUGCGUACGUCUGGGCCAAAACCAGCCUGAAGCUUCACGCCCAGGACAAGAGGUCUCACCUCUACGAGCUGAAGCAGCUGGAGGAGGGGAAGACGCACGACCCGCUCUGGAACGCUGCCCAGCUCCAGAUGGUUCACGAGGGGAAGAUGCACGGGUUCCUACGCAUGUACUGGGCCAAGAAAAUCCUGGAGUGGACCCGCUCCCCCGAGGAGGCCCUGGAGUUCACCAUCUACCUCAAUGAUCGCUAUGAGCUGGAUGGCCGGGAUCCCAGUGGCUACGUAGGCUGCAUGUGGUCCAUCUGCGGGAUCCACGACCAGGGCUGGGCCGAGCGGGCCGUGUUCGGGAAGAUCCGCUACAUGAACUACGCCGGCUGCAAGAGGAAAUUCGACGUGGGGCAGUUUGAGCGCAGAUACGAUCCCCGCAAACUGGGCCAGUAG